Molecule: messenger RNA, 2306 nt
Organism: Schistocerca piceifrons (Central American locust)
Lineage: Eukaryota; Metazoa; Arthropoda; Insecta; Orthoptera; Acrididae
Product: F-box/LRR-repeat protein 5-like
Exons: 6
Coding region: 268-1251 (327 amino acids)
Molecular function (GO): protein binding
Source: RefSeq, a predicted model, not a curated record
CUUGGAUCCCUUUCGUUGCGCUCCGAGUUACUUGCUAGUUAUCUAUGGCAGAGCAGAGAAUAAAUUAAAGCAACUACGGAAAAUUAAGGUGCCUGUUUAUCAAAGUUAUGCUUGUGCACGGCUGUAGAUACAACAGCCGAGGAAGGUGACUGGUGUUAUCCGUCGCUUUAAAAAAAAUUCUUCGGUUUGAAAAAGAAACUUCAUAAUUGUUUGUGAUUGAAAUUCGAAUCAAUAAAUAAGUGUUGUUUAUUGUUGCCGGACUAAGUAAUGGAGAAAGAAGCAAACGAACGACAUACGUCUGAUAUGCUGACUGCUGAGAAGCGUUACAACAUUGCAAAAAUAGAAAAUGAAACAGAUGAAGAUAGUAUUGUUGAUGGUACCUUCAUCUUGCCACGAGAGAUGUGGCUUGAGAUAUUCCACUAUUUAAGCCCAAAAGAUCUCUGCAGGUGUGCCCAGGUUUGCAAAUUAUUCAACUCGAUAGCUUAUAGGCAGGAAUUCUGGAAGGGAUUGUACAUACCAUAUUGGACAAAAGGCCUAUGGGAGUUUAAAGAAGCACACCGUGAUGUUGAAUCUGGACGGCUUCCAUGUUAUCAUACACAUCCAGCAGAAAGGCAGCUCUGUGAUGAUGAAAUGGAGUUCUAUGUGAUUCAUGGUAUUCUUAACCAUCUUCCAACUAUUGGACAUGGGGUUGUCUUACUUUGCAUGUCAGGUGUCAACUUGACAGAUGAUCUUGUGAGACUAAUGCUGCUAAGCUGCCCUAAUCUUGAGACCUUAGAUCUUAGCUACACUUGUAUUUCAGGAUACUUCGCAUUUAGAGGGCUGCACGAAUACAAAUGCUGUAGACGUCUCAAAUAUUUGAGCUUCUCAGGCUGUAGGAAUCUGGUGGAUGAAUGCAUUGUCAACCUUACGAAGUGCUGGCUAUUUUUAGAGCAAACACAAAGUAAUGAUGAUCAUAUUACAGGACUCAUAAGUCUUAGCAUGUCAGGCUGUGAGAGGUUAACAUCAGGCUCUAUAAGUGCAUUACUUAAUGUUCCAAAGUUUCUGCACAACUUAAAACAUCUUGAUUUCAGUGGAUGCUUCAGAUUUUCUUCUGAGAGUCUGUGUGAAGUUGCUAAUGUGUGCCCAAAACUGGAACCAAAAAAUUUAUAUUAUUGUCACAAUGUUUUAAAUGGACCAUUCAUGCUGGAAGCUAAUGGUUGUAAUAACUUGGAAAGUGCUAAGCGUAAAUGCUGUAGUUUUCCAGAGUACUGAACAUUUGUUCCAUGUGGGAAUGUCAUUAUUUUUAUAAAUGUGUUAAAAGAUUGUUGUUAUGAGACUGUUGUACCAGAUAUUUUGAUUUAACACUUUUCAUGUAUUUAUUAUUUCUUGUUAGAUCACCAUAGCAUCUUUAUAUUUAAGGAAGCAAUGUAACCUUCCUUGUGAGAACUGUACUUAGUAUUUAUUUUUUCUAUGUUUAAGUAAGUGCAACUUGGAAGACUACCUAACAAAUUGUCUGGAGAGCUUAUUCACCAGUAAAGUGUUCGUUUUAAAUGUCUUUUUGUACAUAGUCAUUGUGAAUUUUUCUUUUUUUUUAUAGAUGUUAGUGAUCGGUAGUUACCAAGUAGUGGUUUUUUUUGUGUGUGUGUGUGUGUGUGUGUGUGUGUGUGUGUGUGUGUGUGUGUGAAUGUGAAUGUGAAUGUGAAUGUGAAAUGUGAAUGCAUGCAUUUGUCAUAUUGUUUGUAUAUGUCUGUGGCUGUGAAAAUAUUAAUAAGAAUGUUAUUUAAUAAAACUAGUUUUUUUUGCAUUUAUGAAAAUGUUAACAUAUACAUUUGUAUUAGGAAGUCUCCUGUCUUAAUUUGAAAUUUUGUUUCCAACAAACAGUACAAAUAAUAUUCUGACAACAUUAAGUUUGCAAAAUAUAAAAUUAUAUCCGUUAUUUGUCCCCAUUCAGUGUGUUCACUCCCUUCAUAACACUCAGUAUUGCUGAACACCAUGAAAGUAAGUGGUUAUUAUGUACAAUUUGGAAAAUGUUUCCAUUACAUAGCUAAAAUUUAAUUUACUGUAAAGUAUAUUACACCCAACAAAAAAUAUUUCUGUUAGACAGGCAUCCAAAAAUGCAGAGUAUUAUGAUAAACAACAUACUGCUGUUUGUUAAUGUUUACACAAAAACAGGGCAAACAAAUGUUACAAUUUUUAUUUCAGGUUCAACAUAAACAAUAAAUAAUUCCAGAUAAUUAUGUAUACAAUUACCAAUUCUGUAAGCAGUUGUUUAUGUAGGUACUAACAUGUGUUAGUAUCCCAAUUCACCUUUCAUGUGUAGGACAGCA